UUUGUCCUUUAGAUGCAGAUGGACAGCCGAGUCUUGUCCCGUCAAGGUGGCUCUUCUAUGUUGUGCCAUAUGUUUAUGAAGUGCCUGUACAGCCACUUCAUAAACAUAUGGCAGCUUGCGGACAGCUUGGGGAGACUCCCAUAAGAUUUAAAAUCCGGGAUUCUCCACCAGUUGCUCUUAGAACUGAAGAAGCUUCUCAGAUGAGAGGUGAAACAUCUUUAGACUAGGAUGACCUGGAUGACUGAGAAGCUUCACAGAUGCUUAUGCACCAAUCUGACUGAGAAUAAAUAAGAGGAAGACAUAGCUUUUUAAAAUGUAGCCACAAUUAGCCAACUGGUAGCACAACCAUAGUCCAAGUAUGAGUAUCAGAGUAGUCAGGGCGUAGGCUUAUUAGGGCAUGGUUUGACUCUGCUGAAACAGAAAUCUUCAGUUAUUUCCUGUUGAUGUUCAAUAUUUACUGAAGUUGAUGAAGAUGUUAAUUAUGAUGUUAUCCAUCCUUAAAGCAAAUAUGAUGUGUUACCCACAGUGUCACUGCAGUGUCUGCCCUCAGUGGUGGUUCAGCUCUGGCUCUAGGAAAUUGCAUGUUUCAGGAAACAGACUGAGCAAGUUCUCUGUUGAAAUCAGAUCAUCGUGCUGUAGAAUGACAACAAAACAGACAGCCAUGGAAGUGGACACUGCUUUUCUCAAAUCCAGGAGGGGGAUUGUGAAGGUGACAGAGAUGGUGACUCUGUUUGUGGCUUUUGUGUGUUUCGCUGUAGCCUCGACACCCAAGUACAUCGCAGCCACAGCGUUGGAGUUUUUCAUCACCUCGCUUCUGCUGGUGCUCUACCUGCUCAAACUCAACAAGAGGCUGACCUUCUUCUUUUGGCCUCUAGUUGAUGUAUUGAAUUCGGUCUUUGCGAGCGUUUACUUCAUCACCUUGAGCUUGAUGGCUAUGACUUCUUACAUUAACACAGGCAUGCUGAUUGGAGGGAUCAUGUGUUUCCUCUUAGCUGUGCUGCUGUGCGUUGAGAGCUACAUUCUGUUCAGUAUCAUCACAUUCAACAGGCCGAGGACUGAAACGCAGAAUACAUAAAGCAGACGAACUGCAGCAAACUAAUGACAACGUGUGCGCAUGAAUGACCCCAACCUGCUAACUGCUUUUGCAUUCUGUGCGUAGUUUAAAGGUUUAGCUGUAGAAGUGUUUGUUAGUUUAUCCACAGGCAUAUUUGAUUCUGUAACUAAGCAUGGUGUGGCUGUUUAAGAUUUCUAAAUUGUAAAGGGAAAGAGAAAAAAAAACAAAUAUCAAUAAAGAUUUUUUUUUUCU
This is a messenger RNA of Neolamprologus brichardi, 1306 nucleotides long. Its product is annotated as chemokine-like factor. The record is from RefSeq and is a predicted model, not a curated record. NCBI's taxonomy places the organism in Eukaryota, Metazoa, Chordata, Actinopteri, Cichliformes, Cichlidae. Gene Ontology annotation, cellular component: membrane.